AAACUGCAUAGUGACGGACGAAACAAAAAGCUGUACGGUGGGCGGGGUGCGUGUGCGCUUUUUGCUCGUGGCAAGGCAACCCGGCACGGUGCCGCACCGGGACCUAUUCCUUAUUGUAUUUUAUUCGAUUCAUAACGCUGUUUCCUUUCUAACGUCUCAGCGACAAUUUAUAAAUUACUUUAUAACUUUUUAUAACAAACGUUUGUUAGGGCCUCGAGUAAAAUGCCGAUAUGCUGCUAAAAAAGAUUUUAACAUCUAGUUUUGUUGAUAGCAGUUUUGUUUUGCUUUGUGAACGUGUUUUGUAAAUAACAUUUUAAAUAAUAUAAUUUAAUAUUAUAUAAAAUAUAUUUAACUUAACGUACAUUAUGACUAUAUUUGAAUUAGUGUUUCGUUUAUUUAUUUUUAAUUUCAUUUAUUAUGUUACCGGAGCCGCUACUGAGAUAAAGAACAACCAAAACAGCGUGACAUGUGCAACUCGAUUCGCGUCCUGCGAAACGAACACGGGAAGCUCACAGCAGCCGGUGUGCGGGACUGACGGACGGAACUACCCAACCAAAUGUCAUCUGUUAAAAGCCCAAUGCUCGGGCGAACCGAUAUCCGUCGCCCAUAAGGGACCUUGUGUUGGGCAGUCAACUUGUCUGAUAGUGCAACGGUACGCUUUGAGCGCUCAAGGUGGGCGCAGGGCUGCGUUUGUGCCCCGCUGUCGCGCCGACGGCACCUACGCGUCCGUACAGUGCGCGGCCGCCGGGGCAGCAGCAGGCUGCUGGUGCGUCACUCCUGACGGCAAGCCUCUACCCGAUACGGCUGUCAGAAACGGCAGACCAGACUGCACGAGGACCGGUAAAUCACACACGAGGCGGCGCUCGUCAGUUCGGGGUCAACGAAACAAAAGAAGUUGCACCAGGAUUGACCGCGUACAGUUUAAUGGGAACUUGAUAAAGAUAUUUAGUGGUGAAUAUGAGAGAGUCCGUGCGGAAACUGGAGGUGCAUCGUUGGAGGCUAGAGCUGUCGCUGAAUGGAAGUUUCGAGAACUCGACAGAGACAGGAGCGGAACUUUACAGAAGUCUGAAUACAGAGGCUUACGACGACUAAUUAAAAAGGUGGUGAAGCCGAAGCGUUGUGCACGUGCAUGGGCGCGUGGUUGCGACGGGGAUGGUGACGGUGAGAUAGCUCGGGCAGAAUGGGCCUCCUGUCUCCUCGCCAACCCAGACCCACCUGCACCGGAUUUCUCUCUCCGUUUCUUCAUGUCGUUGAAUGCAGACGACGACAGCGGGCCGGACCCUGAGGCGGAUUACAACGAAGAGGAACCGCCACCAGAUCCCAGCGCAGUUCUACCUGGAAUAAUGAAAAAUUCCUUCGCACCUGACGGAUCCGAUCCGGAGUCACGACGUGAAGACGAGGCCAACGAUUGUCUCACCGAUCGACAGGCAGUAUUGGAAGAACAGAAAAACGGCAGCGCAGUACUUUACGUGCCAGAAUGUACUGGUGACGGUAGGUACGCUCGUGCUCAAUGCUACCGCUCCACCGGGUACUGUUGGUGCGUGCAUCAGGACACAGGGAAACCUAUACCAGGCUCAUCAGUUAAAGAUCGAAAACCAGACUGCGAUUCCGCUCCACAACAUGCCAGCCCAAUGAGAGGAUGUCCAGAACCGAUGAAGUCUAAUUUCCUACGAGAUCUCAUGAAUUUCUUUAUAACAAAAAUGACUGCUACCAGCAACGGCACAGGACCUGGUGAAAUGGUUAAAUGGGGUGCAUCAAAAGAAGAGCAAGCAGCUACAUGGACAUUCGUGAUGUUAGACAAGGACAAGAACAAAGCAUUGGAAAGAAGAGAAUGGAAAGCAUUCCAUCAACUUAUAUCCAAUGUGGAACAGUUACGUAGAUGUGGAAGGAAACUGCCGAGAUAUUGCGACGUAAACCACGACACGAAAAUUAGUAUUACAGAAUGGAUGGCCUGCUUGGAAGUACUACAAGCAACUCAAGGACAUUCGACGGAAGCUACUAAAGUACCACCAAAUCCAAGACGAAAAGGGCCAAAUCCUCUGGAAUCGAUUCUCAAAGCGGAAGACUAAGUUCUCAGUAACAUUGAACAGAAGUGUGGUGGCUAUGAUAUACCAGUGUGUAAUGGCUUUGUGUGUUAAGGAAGCUUAACUUGCCUCGCGGCUAACGCCCGGUUUCUGAAAAACUUUUCCAUACUCCAUUCAACUACUCUUCUUUUAGCUCUAAAACUUUUGAUGAUCCAAAAACUUCUUUCAUUUUGAUCUGUCUUUGGAUUCGGUUUACGUCCUCUUUCUACCGAAGCUUUAGUCUCCUUCAACCUCGAUGGGAAUAAUAAUAUUCAACUCGUCAAUUGAAUGACAUAACAGAUUAGAAUCAUAUCAGUAAACCAAAUUACAAGUAUAGUCCGAUAAAUUUAUCUGACCUGAUUGAAAUCUAAAUCACAAUCGUCAACAAAAUGCUUAUUAUAGCUGUCUUGUCAUCUGUACCAUUUACUAUGUUUAUGCAAGUUUUACAUAUUUUCUGAUGGAAAUAAUUACAAUUUUUCAGUUGCUUGAAGUUGUAAUUGUGUAACUUUGAAACUUUAGAAACCGGGCAUAACUAUCAUCUGAGAUCAUUAAAAUUAGAUCAGUUAUUUAUUCAAAUUACAUGAAUGUAGGAUUCAGCUAGUCUUGCACUGUUUCAUUUCUUUAAAAGUAGACAGAACAAAUAAAGGCUAUGGACAUUUAUAUGUCGACAAAACUUUGUCAUUCGAAAUAAGUUGGCACAUCGGGAUAACAGAACACUUGUAUCCGGCGUGCCAACUCAAACGGGAUUGUAUGUAAAGUAUUGCUGUCAUAUCAAGUGUUUAUUUAGAUCUUAAAAUGCAGUAAAAAUGAUUGUUACUAAAAUAUAAAACAUUGAUAUUGAAAUAAAAAUAUUGAUAAAUCAAUUUAAAUAAAGUACUUAGGUAAAUAGUGAAUAAGGGAUAAGAACAAACUUUUUAAUAUUUAUUUCUAAUUUUUUUUUACUUUGAAAGCCAAGUUAUAUGCAACUAUUCUAUACACAUAUAAUGUUUACAGUCGUAACGUACGUUUCCACAUCAGAAACAUGUAUAAAAAGCUUUUUAUUACUUUUGAAGAUCUGUUGUGUCAAGGUCAUUUCAAUAUCAAUGUUUUAUUAAAGAUUAACAUCCUAUUUUUAAAUUAAUAUGAUCAUUGACUUUAUUAUUUCGAUGACAUAGAUUUUAAUUUAUAAAACAGUGUUUAUAGGUAGCUAUUAUUUUGUAGUCGUUUUUUAAAAUAUAGUUCAAUAUCUCUUAAUUAUGUUGUGUGAUUUUCUAUAAGCAUUUUUUUUAAUUUUCUUUAUGUAUAUGGAUUUAUUGUUGCCAUGCUAAAUAACAAUCGGCUAAAUAUUUAAGAACUGCGCUACAAUUUAAAAAGUAUUAAAUAUUACAUUUCUUGUAAUAAACGUAAGAGUACUUGAUUACAUUAUGUAUGUACCGCUUAUAAAUUUUUCUAAUAUUAACAGAUUAUUUAGUCAGUAUGAAAUG
Messenger RNA from Papilio xuthus (Asian swallowtail), 3526 nucleotides. It is a transcript of the gene magu, whose product is annotated as SPARC related modular calcium binding-like protein magu. The transcript has 12 exons. The coding region runs from base 366 to 2069 and encodes 567 amino acids. Gene Ontology annotation, molecular function: protein binding; calcium ion binding. NCBI's taxonomy places the organism in Eukaryota, Metazoa, Arthropoda, Insecta, Lepidoptera, Papilionidae. The record is from RefSeq and is a predicted model, not a curated record.